Messenger RNA from Heterocephalus glaber (naked mole-rat), 6376 nucleotides. Its product is annotated as argonaute RISC component 4. Gene Ontology annotation, molecular function: RNA binding; protein binding. NCBI's taxonomy places the organism in Eukaryota, Metazoa, Chordata, Mammalia, Rodentia, Bathyergidae. The record is from RefSeq and is a predicted model, not a curated record.
CGUUACGCGGCGGCGGCGGCGGCGGGGCCCGGAGCGGGAGGCACCGGGGACCGGGGCGAGGCGGCCCCCGCCGCCGCCAUGGAGGCGCUGGGACCCGGACCUCCGACCAGCCUCUUUCAGCCACCCCGUCGCCCUGGCCUUGGAACUGUUGGAAAACCAAUUCGACUGUUAGCCAAUCAUUUUCAGGUUCAGAUUCCUAAAAUAGAUGUAUAUCACUAUGAUGUGGACAUUAAACCAGAAAAACGGCCUCGGAGAGUCAACAGGGAGGUAGUAGAUACAAUGGUGCGGCACUUCAAGAUGCAAAUAUUUGGUGAUCGACAGCCUGGCUAUGAUGGCAAAAGAAAUAUGUACACAGCACACCCACUGCCAAUCGGACGUGAUAGGGUUGACAUGGAGGUGACCCUCCCAGGUGAGGGUAAAGACCAAACCUUCAAAGUGUCUGUUCAAUGGGUGUCAGUUGUGAGCCUUCAGUUGCUUUUAGAAGCUUUAGCUGGGCACUUGAAUGAAGUCCCGGACGACUCAGUACAAGCACUUGAUGUUAUCACAAGACACCUUCCCUCUAUGAGGUAUACUCCGGUGGGCCGUUCUUUUUUCUCACCUCCCGAAGGUUACUACCACCCUCUGGGAGGGGGCAGAGAAGUUUGGUUUGGCUUUCACCAGUCUGUGAGACCUGCAAUGUGGAAUAUGAUGCUUAAUAUCGAUGUAUCUGCGACUGCUUUCUACCGGGCUCAGCCCAUCAUUGAGUUCAUGUGUGAGGUUUUAGACAUUCAGAACAUCAAUGAACAGACCAAACCUCUAACAGAUUCUCAGCGUGUCAAGUUUACCAAAGAAAUCAGAGGUCUCAAAGUUGAGGUGACCCACUGUGGACAAAUGAAACGAAAAUACCGAGUUUGUAAUGUGACUAGACGGCCAGCCAGUCAUCAAACUUUUCCUUUGCAGCUAGAAAAUGGUCAAGCUAUGGAAUGUACAGUAGCUCAAUAUUUUAAGCAAAAGUAUAGUCUGCAGCUGAAAUACCCCCAUCUUCCCUGUCUCCAAGUGGGACAAGAACAAAAGCAUACAUACUUACCACUUGAGGUCUGUAAUAUAGUGGCAGGGCAGCGAUGUAUAAAGAAACUCACAGACAAUCAGACAUCCACAAUGAUCAAAGCCACAGCAAGAUCUGCUCCUGACAGGCAGGAAGAAAUCAGUAGACUGGUGAAGAGUAACAGCAUGGUGGGUGGACCUGAUCCGUACCUUAAAGAAUUUGGGAUUGUUGUCCACAAUGAAAUGACAGAGCUCACAGGCAGGGUACUUCCAGCACCAAUGCUGCAAUAUGGAGGCCGGAAUAAAACAGUAGCCACACCCAACCAGGGUGUCUGGGACAUGCGAGGAAAGCAGUUUUAUGCUGGCAUUGAAAUUAAAGUUUGGGCAGUUGCUUGUUUUGCACCUCAGAAACAAUGUAGGGAAGAUUUACUAAAGAGUUUCACUGACCAGCUGCGUAAAAUCUCCAAGGAUGCAGGGAUGCCCAUCCAGGGUCAGCCAUGCUUCUGCAAGUAUGCACAAGGCGCAGACAGCGUGGAGCCCAUGUUUAAACAUCUGAAGAUGACAUAUGUGGGCCUACAGCUAAUAGUGGUUAUCUUGCCUGGAAAGACACCAGUGUAUGCUGAGGUGAAACGUGUUGGAGAUACUCUUCUAGGUAUGGCCACACAGUGUGUCCAGGUAAAAAAUGUAGUGAAAACUUCACCCCAAACCCUUUCCAACCUUUGCCUGAAGAUAAAUGCAAAACUUGGAGGAAUCAACAACGUGCUUGUUCCUCAUCAAAGGCCCUCAGUGUUCCAGCAGCCAGUCAUCUUCCUGGGGGCAGACGUCACACACCCCCCAGCGGGGGAUGGGAAGAAGCCCUCCAUUGCUGCGGUGGUGGGUAGUAUGGAUGGGCACCCCAGCCGGUACUGCGCCACAGUCCGAGUACAGACUUCCCGGCAGGAGAUCUCUCAGGAGCUCCUCUACAGCCAGGAGGUCAUCCAGGACCUGACUAACAUGGUUAGAGAGCUGCUAAUCCAGUUCUACAAAUCCACGCGCUUCAAACCCACUCGCAUCAUCUACUACCGCGGAGGGGUCUCUGAGGGACAGAUGAAGCAGGUAGCUUGGCCAGAACUAAUAGCAAUUCGAAAGGCAUGUAUUAGCUUGGAAGAAGAUUAUCGGCCAGGAAUAACAUACAUUGUGGUGCAAAAGAGACAUCAUACCCGACUCUUCUGUGCAGAUAAAACAGAAAGGGUGGGGAAAAGUGGUAAUGUACCAGCGGGAACUACAGUGGAUAGCACCAUCACACAUCCAUCGGAGUUUGACUUUUACCUCUGUAGUCAUGCAGGAAUUCAGGGAACCAGCCGUCCUUCACAUUACCAGGUCUUAUGGGAUGACAACUGCUUCACUGCAGAUGAGCUCCAGCUACUGACUUACCAGCUGUGUCACACCUAUGUGAGGUGCACACGCUCAGUCUCUAUUCCAGCCCCUGCAUAUUAUGCCCGGCUUGUGGCAUUCAGGGCGAGGUAUCAUCUGGUGGAUAAAGAUCAUGACAGUGCGGAAGGCAGUCAUGUGUCAGGACAGAGCAACGGCCGAGAUCCUCAGGCCUUGGCUAAGGCUGUGCAAAUCCACCAUGAUACCCAACACACAAUGUAUUUUGCCUGAGAAUCUCAGAAAAGGAACUCAACCAGUUUGGCACCCCACACAGCCUCAAAAUGUUUCAAAUGCCUACCACCUCUAGUUAGAGCCAAGUUGACUUCAGGUGGUCUUCUACCAGCAGCUCAGAAUAGUUGCACUGAAUCUAUACUUUCCAGCACUGUCUGAUGCAUCAACAAAAUUGAGCCAUUUUUUAAAAGUAGUAGAUACUCAUAGAUUAUCUUUUCUGAUGCACUGGACAGAAUUUUUACCUCAACGUGCAAAGGCUGAUCAGCCUGAACUUUCUAAAGGACUUAACAAGAAAGGUUUCUAUGGAUUAUUUUGCUAGUUGUGGUGUUCACCGUAUCCCUCUAGUCUUAUAAGAAAGAGUAUUCCUUCUUUCUGUGUUCAUUGAGUGGAGUGUGUGCAUAAGUGAGAAAGAAAAACCAAUCUACUUCAGUUCAGUGUAACUAUUUAGUUGGGUGGGGCCAUAAACUUUUUAAUGGAGAUUUCUGACUUCGCCACUGUAAAUGCCUUUAAUGAGCAUUAAUUUUUGAAAGUUUUAAAGAGUUUAUUGGUUUUACUACUUUAUCUUACUGAUCUCUGCAGACUUGUGCUGGUGCAAGUACAGGCUGCCAGGCAAUUGCACUAUAUAUGGCUGCAGAUUCAAACAAGCAAUUCUCUUAUUUGGUUGACUUUUGUGAAUGUGUGACAUAAACAUAUGUAUUGCAUGUCACAGUGACAGGUAACACUGCCAUGGUCAAAGUACUCAUGUUUCUCCCUCUUUGGAAAAAAAAAUUAGCUUUUAGUAUUUUUGCAAGUUUUCAAAAAUGCCCAUUUUAUGCUGCUGUGUGGUUUGUUAGAUCUAAAUCAUUUUAAAACUUUUCUCAUAGAAAGUUAACUUUGGCAAUAAGCAUUUUUUAAGGUCCCUCCUUUUCCUCCCCCGAUGAUGAAGUUUUCUAGAUAAGAUUUUGGUAUGAUUUUAUCAGCUAUUUCUUAUAUAUCAUAAUCUGGCAAUUUCUGAAACCAAUCAGAAAAGACAUAUAUUUCCAUGCCUUUUUAAAGAAUUGUUUUUACUAAUCUUAUUGUCACAGUUGGUGUCCUGUCACUUUGUUGUAGAAUAAGCUAGAACUAGGAUACUUUCUUAUUGGAUAGGCAUUACCAGUCUUUAAAGGCACAUUGAGUGAUGCUGCACUUGCAAAAAUGUACCAGCAUUUAAAAAUUUUUUCCUGGGAAUCAAGAUUACACACACAAUUAUUUGCAGUGCAAUGUUUUUUCUUGUCUUUCAAACUGAAAGAGAUGAUGGGUUUUCCUUCCUUUUAUUCACCUAAAACUGUGUAGAAAUGGUUGAUUUUUCUUAAUAGAUUCUGGGUUCCACUCAUAGGGAGACAGGAUUCCUUUCUUGUCCAAACAAAAGGAGUUGUCUGAAGCAAGCAUCAGUUAAAAUGUAGGGGGAAAUGUAUUCUGUAUUUAGUGUAGAUAAUACUUUGUAAUGGACAACGAUUACAUAGAGUCUUGGUAGGUCCAGCCAGCAUUUCCCACUCCACAUUUUACUGAUUGUACUGUUAUUCUCUAUCCUGGAAUGGCAGGAGUGAGAGAUAAAGGACCCAGAGCCACACUUCAUAUGGCCGACUAUGAAGGUGCUGGGGGAAGGAAAAGACAGACACAAUGUGGUAAAAACAAUUUUGCCACCUCUGUCUAGAAACUGCUGCUGGGAAACACUGGAUCAGAUGAUGAAGGGCAUUUGCUUGAACUCAUUAGUUGGUCCAGGUCUCUUAAAGUAGCCUUCUCGAAAUCCCAGCAAUAUAAAGCACUGUUUUUCUUCAGUCUUUUAAGCAAGCUUGUAAAUACACUGAAGUUUACAUUUUCAUGUGCUGUUACUCAGCGACGCCACCAGUGUUUGCUGAGACUGGUCUCUGAGAAUUUUAUAAUGUCUAUCAAGUCCUAUAGCUCAUUGUGAUGAGUACAGACGUCCUUAAUCUCUGCAGAUGGUGGGAAGAAAGCAAGUUCUGUGACUGAAGCACAACAUAGGCAGGAGUGAAGUGAUGGAAGAUGUUAAUAUCUUAAGAUUUUCCUUUUUCGCAAAUACCUCACUUGGAUAAUACAAAUCAGGACAUGUUGGUGAGGAGCUGGCUGCUGCUUUUAUUCACACUUGUUCAGGGAGAGCACAGAAAAUACCCUUCAGCAUGGCCGCUCUGGACUCAAGAAGAGAAAAAACAAGCCUUGGAGGAGGAGGAGGACUCUCUGGAGUCCAAGAUGUGAAGAACUCUGGCAGCUGGCUGGCCAGCUGGCGGGCACUACACCUGCACUUGAGUGCCUCGGGUUCAUUUGUUGGUACUGCACAGAAGAAGCUCUCACCAUGUCCUGGGAUUCAUGGAGCAGAGGCAGAGCCAAGUGCCCAGGACCCCUGAUCUGCUUGCCUGCAGUUGGACUCUAUGCUCGACCUUAAACUAUACUGUUUGUAAGACCUCAGUCAGCCAUAGUACACAGGGGCCAAUCAACAUGGUGGUGGAAGAAAAGCCGGGAGGCCUAUUUUUAUAGGAAAACAGUCCCAUCAAGGGUGCAAUGCCGUCAUUUUGGACAAAAGGAAAGAAAUAUAGAAGUAGGAUUAUUGGGGAAAAAAACUUGUGGAGGGGUGAGUCUUUAAGGGGUAAUCACUGCACAGAGGUGCCGCAAUAUUAUUGCAAGCGAGUCUGAGAGCAUAGUUUUAAUUUAAUUUGGCUUGACAAUUCUAAUAGUUAACCCCUUCAAAACUAAAUCGUUAUGCAUGUGUCAAUCAAUGGGAGGUGUGCAUUCUGUAGAAGUAGUGUUAGGCUGGGUUUUUUUGUUGUUUUUUUUUAAAUACAGCCUGUUUAGGCACUGUCAUGUGGUGUGAAAGAUUUAAAUGUAGCAAUGCUAAAGAGUAACAGUUUGGGGAUAAGGAGUGGGACAUUAAAAGAGUGGUGAAGACACAAAUGUUGAACCAAUUUUGUUUUGUUGUUGUUGUUAGCUGUUGAAUCCUGAGUGGUUUAUAAAACGAACCAGCUGGCUUAAUGCAGCCAGAGUUCUGGGCAGACAGAACACACUCAUUCUUACUGUAAAUUCUAUUUGCUGCUUCCAAAGGUAAUGAUUUAUAAGCAGGCAUGUUCUAUAUGGUCUGUACUUAAGGAUCUGGUGCCCAGCCUAUUUCAGAGCUUAUCUACCUGGCUCACUCCAUCCCCAUGGGAAAAGGUAAUCCACUGUUUUACAAGGUUCACCCUCUCCACCCUGCCCCAUCAGCCCUUUGUGGAUGUGCUGUAAGAUUUUCAUGCUCAAUAACAAAGUGGUAGCUCUGCUUUCAUUUUAAGAAAGUGGAGGCUAAGGGCAUUGUAUCAAUACUGCUUCAACUCCAAGAAUUUUUCCUUGUAAAGUUAAAGGAAAAAUCUUAUUGAUUAACCAUUUUCUUAUCCCUUGCUAUUGACAUAUUCAUGCUCUUUCUAUGUCUAGUGGCUGAAAAUGUUUGCAUUUGUUCAUUUGACUAAUGGUGUGAUUUUUGUUUCUAUACCGUUAGACUUGUAACGUUUUAAAAUGUAUUUUAUUAAAUUUGGACUGGAUGUAUGUCUCUAGCAAUACGAGGUACUUUAUAAGCUAUUAAGGGAGGGAAUGUAUCCCCAUGAUAAGAUAAUGGUUGUUUAAAUUUUGCAAUUUUUUUGGCCUGCAGGGAUAUUUUGUGUUCAUGUGUCCCAAAAAAAGAAUAAAUUGGCAAUCUUGUGCCAAAAGUUGU